GGAAUGAUGAUCGUCGCGUAGAAUAACAGGCUGCGGAAGUGGCGCGUGAUCACCGCCCUGUUCAGAUCUUUGCAAGCAUGAAAACAAUAAUCCGAGUCAAAUAAGGUGGGGAAUGACUACGACAUGCGUCGAACCCGCACAGCUGCAUCGAACCGAUUACUUCUGUUGGACUGGUGUUUCGCACAGGGAAUCGAUCGUCACCCACGCAAACGGACCUUCCGCUGCUGCAUCUUUGUCCCACCUUCCCAACUGCCACUGCCAUCGUAUGGGCAGAGAUCUGGCAGGCAGUCAAGACUUAUUUACCAAAAGUACAUCAUGUACCGCUCAUCGGCCAGGACUUUUACCCCCAUAUUGCUUCAUCGCUCGCGGCUGCAUGUGGAACAUUCACGUCUGCUAAGCUCGUUCGUCCGUCGGCCGUGUAUACGGAACCCGUGCGAUUUGGUGUCUCAUUUAGCGUAAUUACCCUGCAGGGCACACCUCUGAUAGUGAACCUUAUCUCAACCAGCCAGGGCGUACCGCCCGAGACGGGUCAAGUACUAGACUGGUGGCUCGUACAUGCUGCCGCGA
This is a messenger RNA of Paraphaeosphaeria sporulosa, 567 nucleotides long. RefSeq lists its product as uncharacterized. The transcript has a single exon. NCBI's taxonomy places the organism in Eukaryota, Fungi, Ascomycota, Dothideomycetes, Pleosporales, Didymosphaeriaceae. The coding region runs from base 124 to 459 and encodes 111 amino acids. The record is from RefSeq and is a predicted model, not a curated record.